This is a messenger RNA of Leptopilina heterotoma, 2052 nucleotides long. Its product is annotated as zinc finger CCHC domain-containing protein 8 homolog. NCBI's taxonomy places the organism in Eukaryota, Metazoa, Arthropoda, Insecta, Hymenoptera, Figitidae. The coding region runs from base 162 to 1805 and encodes 547 amino acids. Gene Ontology annotation, cellular component: catalytic step 2 spliceosome. The record is from RefSeq and is a predicted model, not a curated record. Gene Ontology annotation, molecular function: RNA binding. The transcript has 7 exons.
UUGGUAUAUGUGGAUUCAUCUCGAAGUGGUGUAUAAUUGUGUAUAACGUAUAACUGCAUAUAUUUGUACUUACUUACUUCAGGUUGCUCGAUAUGUAAAUACAAACAAAGUUGAAUAAGUUUUAUAAUAUUGUUUAUCGUGAAUAAAAAACUCACUACACAAUGAGUUCGUCAGGAGAAUGCAGCGAUGAUGAAAUGUCAACAACAUUUAAUGAUAGUAAUGCAACUCAAGAGAUGAUAGGCAACGACAGUUUUAGUUCGCUUUCUCAAACAAAAUCCAUUACUUUAGAGGAAACAUUGCCUCCUGGUGUUGCACCCAAAGGCUAUGUUCUCAUUGACGAGGAUGUUACAAUUAUUGAAUCAUCUGACAAAUCGAGAUUAUCAGAAGAAAGCAAGCCUAUUUUGAGGGUUAUGUUUGAAAACACAUCAAUUGCAAGGAAAUAUAGAAAACACGUUAGAAGAUUACUGAUAAAUUUAUUGUCUUCAAAUGUAAAAGAAGAAAGCAACGAAACUGAUUUGGAGUUAGAAAUUCGAGAGUCUGAUUUGAAGGAUAGAAGUUGGUCCUCUGGUGAUUCACAUGGAGAAAUAGAUAAAGAAUCUCUUUUUACGGUAGACACAAUACCGAAAUUAAAAGACGACUUCGAUAUUCCAACUUAUGGUCAGAAAUUCAGCAAACCUUUGGAAAAGCCAACAAUGGAGUUGAGUACACCUAAAGAAGAUUGUUGUCCAAAACUUACUUGUUUCAAUUGCCUGGGAAAUCAUAAUUUGCGAGACUGUAAGGAACCAAGAAAUCAGAACAACAUUAAUAAAAAUAAGAAAGAUUUUGUUUCAAAACAGUCGAACAAAAAUUUAAGGUAUCAUCAAGAUCUCGAUCAGAAAUUUGGACACAUUGUUCCUGGGAAUAUAAGUGGAAACUUGAGAAAAGCUCUUGGCAUGAAGGACAAUGAAUUGCCGCGACACAUUUACGGUAUGAGAGCUCUUGGUUACCCCCCUGGAUGGUUGGAAGAAGCAAGACUUCAGCAUUCGGGAAUAACGUUAUUUAAUUCCGAUGGUGUGGCAGAAGAAGACCCUGACGCUGAAAUAGGCGAAAUAUUUUUUCAAGGGGAUCGAGACAAAUUCGAUACAGAAAAAAUCAUUGAAUUCCCUGGUUUUAAUAUUCCAACGCCUAAAGGAAUUCGAGACGAAGAUACAUACUAUUGGGGAUCAGAGAAACAAAUUGGUAGUAGCAAAAAAUCCAUGUUAAAAAUGCUAAGUAGUAAAAAAGUCGAUGUCGGUUAUAAAAGAAAGAAACUUAAAAGAGUAUUUAACACUUCAUCUUCAGAUGCAAUUGAAAUGGAAGUUGAAAGCUGUGAAGAAGUAACAGUUGUGGAAAACAUUUCAGCAAGAGAUUUGUUCGUGCCAGCACUGCCAAAAGAGCAACCUCCGACAAAUCCCCCUGAGCCUCCUCCACCGGGUGUAGAUAAUAGUGAUAAUAAAUCUCAAGAAUCUUCUUCAGAAUUAACGAAUGAUAGUACGGCACCACCUUCGCCAGCAAAUUCCUUAGCAGUAUCGGAUACGGAAUUUUCAUCGCCUGCUACAAGCACUCUCAUCAGCACGCCUUUGAGAACUAUUAGGGUCGAUCUAGGGACUCCAGUUUUGCAAAGUUUGUCGCCAUACAAUCGCCUUCCUUCAUCAGAGAAAUUUUCCAAGAACAUCUGUGAUGUUAUAAAUUUUGAAAAUCUGCCAGAUGCCACCGGCAAGUACGAGCAAAUGACAGGACUUAUACAAAAAGUCAGAACUAAAAUGGCUACAAUACACAAAGAUUAAUAGCAUUAAAUUUCCCACUAGAUUUGUAAAUAAAUUUCUAAAAAUUAUAGUAAACAGAUUUUAGUAAUUUUUCUAAUUUUUUAAUGUAAUAAUUUUUCUGUUUUUCGUUUUUCUGCAACUUUAUAAUAAAUUGAAAUUAUUUUGCAUUUAUAUAAAUUAAAAGUUUUUGGUUUUCGAGUCUCAACAGGGACUGAAAUCUUUAGUAUUAAAUCUUUAUUUACUAAUAAAAUUUUUUAAAUUGAAUCAA